CACUGGAACCAUUUCGUUCGCGCCGAAAACAAACAAGACCGGCAGAAAUGAUGUUGUAUUGUGAAAUAUAAGUGUUUGUGUUUGUUUAAUGGAUGAAAAGCGCUACCUCAAGCGCAAGGAGAAGGCGCGCAGCGACGGCAAUCGCGAGCAGGUGGCGGUCAGCUGCAAUCAGCUUGGAGACUUCUACAACCAGCAGGGAAAGUACAAUGAGGCGGUGCAGGAGUACAAGCAGGAGGCGUCGAUCUAUGCCAGCAUGGGCAAAGAGCUGGAAACAGCCAAGGCCAAGCGAAUGGUGGGUGAGAUGUUCACGCUGCUGUGUGACUACGAUGCGGCCAAGGAUCACAUAAACGAUUACCUCAAGAUUGCCAAGCGGCUGAAGAAUCAGGUGGAGCAGCAGAGAGCGCAUGCCACGUUGGGACGCGUUCACCUGUUGCACGGCCAGAGCUUGACGGACAGCUCGGCCUCGGCAGCCAUGGAGCAGCUCAAGCUGGCGGAGAAGAGCUUCCUGCGCAGUCUCCUGCUGAUCAAAGAGCUGACGGGUCAGAUUUCCAAAUUGGAGCAGCUUGACAUGCAGGCGCGGUGCUAUCUGAACAUCGGCGUCGUCAAAGAGCACAUGGAGGCGUUCGAAGAGUCCAUCGAGUACAUCGACAAAGCGAUCAAGAUCAGCAAAACUCACGAUUUGUUCGAGCUGACCCACUUGUGCUACAUUUCGAUGAGUUUGCUCUACAACUGCAAAAAGAACGACGCAACGGCGGCGCUGCGCUUCUGCAAUAUGGCUCUGGAAAUGGCCAAGCGGCUGCCCAACAAAGUGAAGAAAAUCUGCGAGACGCUCAUCACCAAAUCUGAGAUACUGAUCAAGGCAGGGGACUUUGCCAGUGUCAAGCAGAUCCUCACGAAGGCCUACAAAAAGAACACCCCCGAUGAGAACGAUCGGGCGAGCAUUGAGCGCACGCUGCGGAUUGUGGUGAAGGUAUGCCAGAGCUUGGACGAGCUGGUCCUAACCAGUUCGGUGGACUAUGCCAAGCUGAAGAGCUUGUACGAGAAGCUGGGCGAUGGCUGCUGCCACCUGAUGAACUACGAGAAGGCGCUGGUCUACUACCAGAAGAUGUUGCAGAACGCAGAGCUAAACCAGGAGACCGGCAAGAGUCUGGUGCCCAUCUACGUGAGCCUCUAUCAAACGUACAGGGACAAUCGGCAGUACGACAAGGCUCUGGAGUAUUUGUGGAAGGAGUUUGAGGUGAAUCAGGACGUGCCGUCUGAAGCCUUUACCACCCUCUGCACCAUUGCCGAGAUUUGUGAGCAGCAGUCGCAUCCGUUUUGGACCGUGCACGACGUGUACCAAAAGGCUCUGCGGCAGGCGAGCAAGGCGGGCGCUGCUUCCGGCAAACUGGAGAAGAUUGCGCUGGUGCGGCUGAGGCGACUGCAGCUGAAGCACAAAAUGGAUGUACUCGUGGAAGUUCUAGACACGGAGGCCAAGGCCAAGGGCAUCGAUUUGGCCGAGGAAGCCAAAAAGGAGGAGGAUGAGGAAGAGGAGGAAACGGAUGCCACUUCCGGGGGCAUUGCUGUGCAGCAAAAUACGCCCGACUGGGACGACGACUUUGAUCUGGAUACGCUGACCGACUCGGAUGCCAGUGACUUGGAUGAGAGCGAAAAGCUGCGCCCGCAGCGUGCCACUCGCGGCAGUCGCACGCUGGCCAUCAAAAAGAACAACAAGGGGGAGACGCAGCUGCAUCAGGCGUGCAUCGCUGGCAACCUGGAGCUGGUCCGUCGCCUCAUAGACCAAGGCCACACCGUCAACGUGAGAGAUCACGCUGGCUGGCUGCCGCUGCACGAGGCCUGCAACCACGGGCAUCGGGAGAUUGUGGAACUGCUUCUGGACAAGGGAGCGGCCACGGCCAUCAACGACAAGGGCGGCACCAGCUGCGACGGCAUCACGCCCCUCUACGAUGCCUGCGCCAAUGGGUAUCUGGAUGUGGCGGAGCUACUGCUGGACCGAGGCGCAGAUGCCACCGUGCGUACGGACUACAACGACACCUGCAUUGUCGGACUGGACAAGUGGCGACAGUCGGCUCAGCUGGUGGAGGGGGAACAGGCGCAGUAUGCCCAGCUGCGGGAGCGACUGCUGCGCACGCUCUCCAAGGUGGGAAUUUGCAGCGAAAAGAAUGCCCGACCCCUGACCAAUGCCAAUGUGGAAAGAGACAGCCAGGGCAGCGAAAGUAUCUCGGAGGAGGAUGAAGAGGAAGGGCUGCGAGAGAGCCAGCUGCGUUCACUCAGCCACAACCGAUCAAGCAGGAAAUACAGCGGCAGUCCUGCACAGCCCAGCGCCAGCAAGGAGUACCGCAGCGUAAUGGCGCAACUGAAGCGUCCAAAUCGAAUCAGUGAUGAGACUCCCAGCAGCAGCAGCAAAAGCAACCCGAAACGAACUGCCUUCCUGGACUCCGGCGAGGUAGAUGCCGACAAUUGGCUGAUCGACGAUGUGGGGCCGGAGAGGAAACGCAAACGAUUCAAUUCGGGCAGCCUCAGCACUCGCCUGCAGGACUCGACAAGCGUGUCUCUGCAGCCAAAUUGGGAGGAAGAUCUGCUGCAGGCCACACCCGAAGCCGAUGCCAGUUCCCAGAAGCGCCAGAAGGCAAUGAAAAAGCUGACGCUCUCGCGCUCCUCCAGCAUGAACAGCAACCACAGCAGCUGCAGCAGUCGCAAGCCCAAGCAACAGACAACGCUGCUGGACAGCGGCUUCAGUCGGUUUCGCAGUGAGAGCCCCUUUGGCAGCGAGUCCUCUCUCGAUGGCGCCGCCUCGGUGAUUAGUUUGCGCACCACAGAACCCGACUCCACCACGGGCACCACAUCCAUACAGCUGCUCAUCUCUCCCUGUAAAUCGUCGCCCAUUAAGGUGCAGACCACGCCUGUGCUCGCCACCACAGUGUCGUUCAAAGUGAAGGUGCAGGAUGAACUGCUGCUGGUGCCCGUCGAGCGCAAGAAGCUGCAGGACAUCAACAUGCGCUGGCUGGCCGAGGAGGCUGGCAGGCGCUACAACAAAUUAACUGGCCUCACGCCCCUGCUGCGCCUCAAGACUGCCGACGGCUUUGCCUACGAGGAGACGGAUACUGUGAGCGUGGCCCUCGAGCAGAACAUGCUGCUGGCCACGAUUUUGGAUUGGAAAAUCUCACCGCUCUCCCAGCGCUACGAGGAGAUGUGCCACCAACUGCAGAAGACUGUGGACAACAAGGUUAAGCUCGUGCUGGAGCGUUCGCAGAACACGUUGAUGCUGGAGCUGGCUGGUCUCUGGCUGCGCGCUCAACAAACCGAGCCCGUAUUUAAGGCGCUGCUGCAUCAGGCACGUCUCACGGUGCUGGAUCUGUCGCGCAACUUUAUUGGCAACGAGGGCUGCCAGCAGUUGGGCAAGGCUUUGCCCACGCUGCUGCAGCUGAAGGCGCUGCGACUGAAGUGCAAUGGCAUUGGCUACCAGGGACUGGAGGCGCUUCUUUGUGGUCCAGGCAUGGAGAAGCUUGAGCUGCUGGAGGAGCUGCAACUGAGCCAAAACCCACUGGGAAAUACCAGUGCGCGGACGCUGCACAAGUUUUGUGCCAGUCCCGCUGGUCGUGCGCUCACUUCGCUGCAUCUGGCCCAGUGCGAGUUGACGGAGCUGCUGGACUUUGAUCUUGGUUUCAGCCAACUGAGCUGCUUCGACAUCAGCUUCAACCAGCUCAGUCAGCAGAGCGUGCGGAGGCUGGCGGAGCAGCUAAACAGCUGCCGUUUGCAACACCUAAACCUGAGCUACGUCCGCUGGCCGCUCGACGAUGCAAGUGGCUUUGCUUUGGCCGAUCGUCUGGUGUGCCUGCUCGAAGGUGGCACCUGCGAGCGAUUCGUGCGCGUAGAGUUCGCCGGCUGUGGGCUGACCGAUGCUCAUCUGUACAAGAUUACCCAGCAUCUAACCAAAGCCAAGCAGCUGCAGUGGCUGGACAUCAGCGACAAUGGCAGGCUGAGUGGCACAGCUCUGGGCUACUUGCUGGACGAUCUACCGCAACUGCGAUCGCUCCUCGCUGCUAAUUGUACGAGUCUGUUGGACGACACUCGCUUGCAUAAGCUGGAGCAGCACAAGCAGCUGCCCAGGCGCCUCGAUUUAACCAUUGAUGAAAAAGUGUUUACGCUGCCCGGUGCAUUGGAGACGCUGCAGUCCAUUUGGCAGCUGCAAUUCGGAGCAAAAGCCAAGAUGCAGACCGCAGCCAAGGGUCGACGUAAUGGUAAGCUUUACAAGGGUCUACUCAGGCUCUGUGCGGAUGAAAACGAGCUGGAAUAGUGGAUUCUACUUAUUAUGUUAUAUGAUUCUGUCUCUGUUCUCUAUCGUAUUGUGUGUGCCAGCUGUAUUUUUUAUUGUUUGACAAAUAUUAAUAAGCGAAACUAAGUACGUCUUAUCGCAGAGUAAAUAUGCCAAAUGGCUCAGCCAAAGGGACU
Molecule: messenger RNA, 4452 nt
Organism: Drosophila subobscura
Lineage: Eukaryota; Metazoa; Arthropoda; Insecta; Diptera; Drosophilidae
Product: tonsoku-like protein
Exons: 5
Coding region: 89-4297 (1402 amino acids)
Biological process (GO): proteolysis
Molecular function (GO): aspartic-type endopeptidase activity; protein binding
Source: RefSeq, a predicted model, not a curated record